CCCCAGCGCGUUGACUGUGCGUAUACAGUAACGACAUGUAUAGACUUGAUUUACCUUUAUAUUUUUAUUCAAAUAACGCAUGAGUAAGCAUCUUACAAUAAACUAGGAUACAUACCUAGAUAUAUAAACACACUCGCAAUGAAACGACGAGCGUCCAGAACCGUGGCACACCCACCUAGCAAGUUAUUUAGAGAAGACACCGUUACCAGCCUCAAUAAAGCAUUAAGUAAUGCUUCAAAGGUAAAAUCUGACCCAAGACCCCCAGUUCCUUCAAAAUGGCCUUCAUUGAGGAGACGCUCGACUGGUGUUAAAGAGGUCACUAAAACAGACACUAUCACUCCUGAGCUACGCAGGGCAUCGACUUUAACUUUGGAACACCCAGAAGACAUACCAGCAUCUUCAUCCACCGGUUUAAGAAAAGCUACCUCCAUAUUAGAGACAGACGAUAUCAUGACAACAGUGACCCAACUACCAUCUGGCUCGACCAUCACAAAGACAUACAGCAUCGAAAAUGCUUCAAAUUCGGUUCGAAAAGAAUUGUCGAAAACUCUCUCAAAAUCGAAGACCCAUUUAUUAAAGCCAAGCAACACAUCCUCAGCACCAGUACCCUUUUUGCCACCAGGAGGCCUUUUUGAAAUAGUAUUUUCAUUUGACACUACCUCUUCCAUGUAUUGUUGUUUAACACAAAUUAGAGAUAGGGUUCAGGAUAUGAUUCAAAGACUACAAGCUGACAUUCCCGGUAUCAGGAUAGCAGUUGCAGCUCAUGGUGAUUACUGUGAUAAAAAAAGUAAAUAUGUUCUACAGCUUAUUGACUUUGGAGCAACUGUUCCAGAACUCUGUGAUUUUGUUAGACAAAUUGAAGGUACAUUUGGUGGCGAUCUAGAUGAAUGCUAUGAGUUGGUUAUGCAGAGAGUAAGAACGGGGCUAUCUUGGACGCCCAAUAGUCAACGGGCUUUAGUGAUGAUUGGUGAUGCUGAUCCACACGAAAAAGACUAUGUAUUUGAAGGCUUCUGUCCCAAUAUAGACUGGAGGGAAGAGCUACAACAUUUGAAAGAAAUGGGUGUUAGAAUAUAUGGUGUAAAGGCCAAUGGUGAAACUUGCCCUGCAGAUGGAUUCUGGAAAGUGAUAUCUAAGGAAACAAAUGGUCUAUAUUUACAAAUGGAAAAAUUCGACAUGAUAUUUGAGACCCUGAUGGCUAUAUGUUACCGUGAGGGUAAUACUGAUAUUUUACAGGAUUACCUCAAAGAGGUUGAAGCUGAGAAUGGCUCCAAAAUGAAGACCAUAUUUGGCACACUACGCAAAGCUGGUGAUCCCACAGGGAGUAGCUGUUCUGAGCCAUUUACCUUCAAAGCGUCUGGGGUGUCAGCAAAAAAGUUCAAGCCCAUUGCUAAGGUUGGCCUGAAGGAAACAACAAAAGCGUCCAAUAAAAAGGUUUCGACAAAAAAGAUGCCAACUGGUGCGUCUAAGAAACCAAAGACAAAAACGAAAAAGGUCGCAAUGAAUAGGGGAGUGGAGAUACCAAAAACAGUUAUAACGAAAGGGCCGUCGAGAAAAGCCGCGAAGAAGAAAAUUAAAGUUGGCAAGGAAGAAACGUUAAAGAAGAAAAGUGUAGUGAAUAAGAAAAAAGCACCAAGAAAGAAAACUAAAGUAGACAAGAAAAAGACGCCUGCUAAAAGGAAUAAAAAGAACACAACAGCCCUACAAGUAAAUGCAAUAAAAUCAAAAAGUUCUAAGACAAAAAGUUCUGAAGUUGAACAAAGUAAUCCAAAGAAAAAGACAACAAGAAAAUACUUAAAGAAAUACAGGGAAAAUACACAACUUCGUAUGUCCUACUAUCAAAGAACUCCUUUAGCACCCCUAGAAUGUUCCGGGUGGGAACUUGGAAUUGCUCCAGAGAAGGUGAAAAAUCAAUCUACCUGGAAACCACGACCAAAUGGACCAGGGAUGAGACGAGUAUCAUUAUUUAAAAAGCACACCGAUCUAAAAUCGAUAUUUGAAUUCGCUGUAACAAUACCGGGCAGGGUUAAAAAAUACGGCGUUUAUUACAAAAUAUGUCAGGGUUAUAAAACGAAUUCUAGCUGGGAUGUGUAUCACCUCAGCCAACCGUCGAUACUGAAAGAAAUCAACGACAUCGUUUCCAGAGGUGGUAGUAUAUAUGUCCGACGUUUUUUGUUUACAGACAAAGCUUACGAAAAUAUGAAGAAACUUUCCUUGACGGAAGAAACAAUAAUGAGUUAUCUUCCAAAUAAUUAUAAUUACCCAUGGAGAAGACAUUUAUUUGAGAAAAACACGCGUCACCGAAAAGUUACAAGACAUGGAUUUGCCAUUUCGCAUAUUGAUUAUUGAUUAAAGACGUUUUUCUGCCUUCAAAUAUUAUAUGAAUUAUAAUUUAGACAUUUAUUCACAUGGCAAGUGCAUAAUCAACUCGUUAGACCAGUGGAUGACUUAGGUGUUGAGUGGAUUAGACAAUAUUUGUGUUUAAUGCUAAUAUGGCGAAGACUGCUUUAAACGGACUGGCAAUCGAGACUUUAUUAUAAUGGUAAUCGAGAAUUUGAAUAUUUCUUGCCGAAACUUAAAACAUCCAUAACGUUGCUCAAAAUAGAAUCUGAAGCUUUCAAUAUUUUAAUUUUUCAUUAUCUGUCGUUAAACUAUCGUUGAAUUUUCGGGAAUAUUUAGUAUUGGGUAAUAUUUAGUCUCUAUUAAUUUCCCCAAAAUAGUUUCAGAGUUAUAUCCUCGGAAUCAUAUGGUAGUUAAUAAACUUAUCUCAAAAUCA
Molecule: messenger RNA, 2773 nt
Organism: Patella vulgata (common limpet)
Lineage: Eukaryota; Metazoa; Mollusca; Gastropoda; Patellidae
Exons: 5
Coding region: 139-2346 (735 amino acids)
Source: RefSeq, a predicted model, not a curated record